GGCAUCGCGCGGGCGCCCCGCGCGGGGGCGGAGCCUGCGGCGCCCGCUGGCCACGCCCCCUGCGGGUGGUACCAUCCCGCUCCCGGGGGGGGGGAUGCCCGCCCGUCCCAGGCGCCCCCCGCCGCUCGGAGCCGCCGGUGCCGGUGCCGGAGGGUCCCUGGGCGUUGUCGCCGCGGGGCCGCGCGGCGGCGGCGCCCCCGAGCCGGCCCCCCCGGGGCGGCCCCCCCCGGGCGCGCGGCGGUGGUGCGCGCGGCGGGCGCGGGCGCUGCCGGGCCCAUGGCGGCGGCCCCCCGCGCCGUGCUGCUGCUCAGCGGCAAGAGGAAGUCGGGCAAGGACUUCGUGGCCGAGGAGAUACAGAGCCGGUACCGGGGGGCUGCGGCGGCGGCACCGCCGGGCCCGGGGCUGGGCCGGUCCUGGGGAAACUAGGCUGGGCCCCGACGUGUGCACCAUCCUCCGCCUGUCCGGACCCCUCAAGGAGCAGUACGCCAAGGAGCACGGCCUGGACUUCCAGCAGCUCCUGGACGCCAGCGCCUACAAGGAGACCUACAGGCAGGACAUGAUCCGCUGGGGCGAGGAGAAGCGCGGCGCCGACCCUGGCUUCUUCUGCAGGAUCGUGGUGGAGGGGGCGGCACAGCCGGUGUGGGUGGUGAGCGACACGCGGCGCCUCUCCGACGUGGAGUGGUUCCGGGACGUCUACGGGGACGUGGUGCAGACCGUCAGGGUCGUGGCCACCGAGGAGACGAGGAAGAGGAGGAACUGGGUCUUCGUCGUGGGGGUGGACGACACCGAGUCCGAGUGCGGCCUGGACCAAGGGGUGGCCUUCGACUGGGUCAUCACCAACGACGGGGACGAGCUGUCCCUAGACAGCCAGCUGGAGACGCUGCUGCAGGCCGUCCGCGGCCGGCUAUAGCCACGGCGCCGGAGCGAGCCCGCGGCAGCGGGACGUGGACCAAAGAGGGCUGGGGGGGGUGAUGGGGGGGAGCACAGCUGCUGCUAACAGCUGGUUGCAGGGGACUAAUCCUUCCACGGGGGCUGAGCCUGGCUCCGGCCCCUGCGCGGGGGCUGCUGCGGUGAGGCCAGUGCAGGCAGCGCCCGUCCCCCGUGGCGGGGCUGGGGAGCGGAGCCUGCAGCGGGACCGAGCGGGGAGGUCCCGGUGGCCGCGGUCCCGGUGGCCGUGGUCCCGGUGCCACCAGGGGGCAGGGCGCCCACGGGCUGCGCCUGGCCCGGCGGGUUGCUGCCGGUGGGCGGGCGGGCGGGCGGGCGUCCCCCCCUCGAUAGCCGCUCCGUGCCCGUCCCCUCCGCAGCCGGGGGAGGAAGGGGGCCGGGUCCCCGCCGUGGUCGCGGGUGGGCACCUCGCCACUGCUCCCAGACCCCUGCCCGGCGCGGGGCGGCAGACGUGCCUUACCCCUGGAGCAGCCGGGACGGUGCCCGCGCCGGCCCCCUGCUCUUCUCUGCGCUGCUUCACGGCUCCCGCGGGCUCUCUCUGCCGCCGGGGCUGACGGAGCUGCCGCCCGGGAGCCCGCGCCGAGGCCAGUGUUAACCCCGCCGGACGCAGAGCCCGGCGCGGCGGCUCCCGGCGCGGUGCCUUCCUGGCUCUGCCGGGCAGCGGGCAGAGGCGAGAGGGCAGGGAUGGCGCGCGGGGAGAGGCGCUGCCGUCGGUGACCCUCUGCCCGGGGCUGGGGCAGCCGGCGUCCCCCUCCCAGCCCAGCGGAGGGGCGAUCCUGGGAGGGGGGCGGCUGGCACCUGGCCCUGCCCCGGCCGUGCCGCCCGGCCGCGGGCGCUUUGCUGCCGCAGGAAUAAAGCUCGGCUGCUGAGACAC
Dromaius novaehollandiae (emu) is the source of this 1819-nucleotide messenger RNA. RefSeq names its product phosphomevalonate kinase (gene PMVK). Gene Ontology annotation, biological process: cholesterol biosynthetic process; isopentenyl diphosphate biosynthetic process, mevalonate pathway. Lineage: Eukaryota; Metazoa; Chordata; Aves; Casuariiformes; Dromaiidae. Gene Ontology annotation, molecular function: phosphomevalonate kinase activity. The record is from RefSeq and is a predicted model, not a curated record. The transcript is spliced from 5 exons. Gene Ontology annotation, cellular component: cytoplasm. The coding region runs from base 95 to 910 and encodes 271 amino acids.